Molecule: messenger RNA, 6315 nt
Organism: Anolis carolinensis (green anole)
Lineage: Eukaryota; Metazoa; Chordata; Lepidosauria; Squamata; Anolidae
Product: somatomedin-B and thrombospondin type-1 domain-containing protein
Exons: 5
Coding region: 4944-5744 (266 amino acids)
Source: RefSeq, a predicted model, not a curated record
UUGUGUUGGCCUGCAGCUUGAGUCAGGCCUAACCAUCUGGGCCAAAGGUGGGAGAUUCUGGGAGUUGUAGCCCAAAACCAUCUGGAAGGUCUUCUUUCUGUGUCUUAACUGCUCACUUGGUCACCACUGGUGAGAAGGCUGUGGAAGAAGGUAUUUGGCCUCUCCUUGGCCAUGUUGGUUUCCAUGCCUUUUCUUCCGUAAGAAGUAUAGCAGUGAAGUCAACCGGUUGAUUGGUAGAAAACAAACUUAGAUUGUAUCUUCUCCUGGAGCCUACCCCUGUCCAAUGUCCUGCUUAUGUUGUCCUCUUGCCACUUGGGAAUUGACAUUUCCAGAGUUCCUAGUCACACAGCUUUUAUCCAACUGUGGAUAUGUUGCAUGGGAAACAGGUCCUAAGAAAGAAUACAGUAGAGUCUCACUUAUCCAAGCUAAACAGGCCGGCAGAAGCUUGGAUAAGCGAAUAUCUUGGAUAAUAAGGAGGGAUUAAGGAAAAGCCUAUUAAACAUCCAAUUAGGUUAUGAUUUGACAAAUUAAGCACCAAAACAUUAUUCAUUUAUUAUUUAUUUACAGCAUUUAUAUUCCGCCCUUCUCACCCCGAAGGGGACUCAGGGCGGAUCACAUUACACAUAUAGGCAAACAUUCAAUGCCUUUUAACAUAGAACAAAGACAAGACAAACAUAGGCUCCGAGCGGGCCUCGAACUCAUGACCUCCUGGUCAGAGUGAUUCAUUGCAGCUGGUUUCAGCUGGCUUGCUCUCCAGCCUGCGCCACAGCCCGGCUUGUUGUUAUACAACAAAUUGGACAGAAAAAGUAGUUCAAUACGCAGUAAUGUUAUGUUGUCAUUACUGUAUUUACAAAUUUAGCACCAGAAUAUCACGAUAUAUUGAAAACAUUGACUACAAAAAUGGCUUGGAUAAUCCAGAAGCUUGGAUAAGCGAGGCUUGGAUAGGUGAGACUCUACUGUACUCUACAACUUCACUUAAUCUGAAAAUGAGGAGACAGAGACAAAAGAUGGAACCGUACAUUAUUUAUCAGAAUAAGGGUUAAAUAUUGGUUGGUUUUAGUAGUUUAGAACCAUCUGGAUUCUUUGGACUACAAUUCCCAUCAUUCCACCCUGGAGACCACCAUAUUAUCUACCUGCGUACUUUUGUCUCCUUGUGAAAGAUUGCUUUGUGUGUAUAGGAAAUAGAACUACCAGUUUGCAGAAUUGUUUCCAAUGAAAAAGGCCACAUCUAAACGGAGAUAACAACGCUUUCCAUGGAAGGUCAUAUGGGAAGAGUGGAGGAAAUUUAGCCCGUCUCUUCCUUGCUUCAUGUUUUGGGGAAAUUCCGCUUUUUGAAGUUAUUGAUACUCUCUUUUAGACCACUGCAAGCAUGCCAAGCGGAAUACAAUACACUGCAUUUUCUACAUGGCAAAAUACACGAUAUAUUUCAUUACAAGGUAUAAAACCUAACAUAUACAAGCAUGCAUGUAUUAUAUGUAAGAAUGAGUAAACAUUUCUAAAAGGAAACUUCUUAAACCUUCCCAAGAGACCAACCUUUUUCGUUAUGUGACGCCAAGUGAGGCAUUGAUCAAAUCUUUUGGGAUAUUCUUUCCAUCCCUAGUCCAUUGGAGUAAAAAAGAACUAAAAAUCUUGCAAUAUCUUCAAAGCCAGGCAAACUGAGAUAGGUUCAUGUCUCGACCAGUGCGGAGAAGAGAUGUUGGAUGUUUAUUUAAUUAUAUUAUUAUAUUAUAACCGCUGCCACCGGUGUAAAGAUGUUUAUAAUGCGGCCACCAGAUGUAAAGGGGAUUAUCCACGCUUGCCACCACUAUGGGAAGAUAUAGCCACUAGCUACUUAGAGAGGAGAGGAAAGUUUGUUUUUCUUCUUUCUUCUUGUUUUUUUUUAUGGUAAUAUAUAUGACAGAAGCUGAGAUGUUUAAAAGAACAAUAACACGUUUAUUCUGGCACAAAGCUUAAUGGUUACAGUAACUUUCUCUUUAGAGGCACUUUGGUUAACAGUUACAAGGCUAGAAUGAGGUGUUUUAAACUUCUUAAAAUGUCACUUCUUUCUUUACUGCUCUAAACCGCAGUCACCCUGUGAAUUACAAUCACAGAUUAUCUGUUCCUCAUCAGGAGACAGACUACCUUAAAAUAAGUCACCAAACUUAUUUUAAAUUGACUCAAAAAUAAGCAUUUAAGUCUCCCUGAUCCCUUCAACUGAGGAGCAGUCUUCACUGUACCUCAUCAGGGCACAGACUACUGCUUCUUUUUCAAACCUGCACUUCUCCACCAAAACGGCAGUUGACUCCGCCCACUUCUCCAUGGCAACCAACUCAUGAGUGCAGAGUAACUGAAAUAUUGACCCUUUUAAAACGCAAUUAAACAUGACAUCUGUAAACUAAAAAAUUCACACUUCGUUACAACCAGGGUGAAGGUGGCAGCGAAAAGAUGCGCCAGAUGACAUCUUUCUUUUCUUGUUCACAAAAAUGAUCUCUUCUGAGAGGAAGAAGGAAGAGUUGACAAUGCAGUGCUGAUUCCUUACCACCUCAUAAACACUCCAGAUAUGUCCUUACUUUAUACUUAGUCAACAUCUGUAGUUCACUCUUGGUAGAACAAACUCUUAUGACAAAUUCAUAUAACACCUACUGAGAAAGGACAAUGCAAUAAGGGACAAAUCUUGGGAAGAAAACCCUAUGCCAGGCCUUGGGGUUGCUAUCCAACUUGAAGGCACACAACAACAAACCUGUCUUGGGAUGGAAACUGAAAGUACCCUAUGCGAAGAAAAUAUGAAUGACCUCUAAAUAGCCAAAUAUAAUAUAACUAGCUGUGCCCGGCCAUGCGUUGCUGUGGUGAAGUAUAGUGGUAUGGGAAAUAAAGUAUUGAGGAAUUGGUGGUAGUUAAGGUAAAGGGUAAAGGUUUUCCCCUGACAUUAAGUCCAGUUGUGCCUGACUCUGACCAGAUAAGAUUUUAAAUGGGUUAUAUAGCUGUGUGGAAGGGCCUUGAGUCUACACUACCAUAUAAUCCAGUUAAAAUCAGAUAAUCUGUAUUUUAUAGGCAGUGUGGAAGAGGCCUAAGUGAAGCCUAACUCUGCCUGUCCCCUGGGCUGAGUGGGUUGCUAGGAGACCAAGUGGGCAGAUCUUAGCCUUCUAACUGGCAGCAAUUGGAUAAAAACAAUUAUUCCUCUCCCUCUAAUUAGGACUUUAUUUUUCUUUUCUUUUUGUUGUAUGAACAUAGAGGCAUGGAUGAGGGGUUGUGCUGCCAAGUUUAGUGUUUCUGGGAUGUGCCGUUUUGUUGUUUUGUCCUAGGCCAAAAUUUCAUUACCCUUCUAUAUAUAUAGAUUCUAAGUUGGUGUGCUCCUAGGCAUUAUUUAACGGCAAAUUUGGCACCACCAGCAGCAGAAAUCUUAUGGAAAGAUUAGGGAGAGGAUAGAAAAAAACAGGUCCAACAUUUUUUCAAAAAAGAGGUCAACAUAGUUCAGUUGACUUUUUAUUCAGAGCUAUUGCUAUGCAUGUGUGAAAUGAACCAACCAGGGAAGUCUUAGCAGUUUGAACCUUUAAGGCAGGGGUUCCCAAACUAAGGCCCGGGGGCCGGAUGCGGCCCUCCAAGGUCAUUAACCUGGCCCCUGUCCUAAACUUUAGACUUAGGGUUGACCUAAGUCUACCUGGUCUUUGGAGGUCUCUGUGCUUACCUCUGGUCUUAUGAGAUCGUUGAGAUGGUUUUUAAAGGUUUCUUUGCUUAGGUACGGCCUUAUGAGACCAUCUAGAUGGCUUUUGGAGGUUACUUUUCUUACCUAUGGUCCUAUGAGACCAUCUAGAUGGCCUUUGAGGGUCCCUUUCCUUACUUAUGGUCUUAUGAGACAAUCUAGAUGGUUUUUGGAGGUCUCUUUCCUUACUUAUGGUCUUAUGAGACCAUCUAGAUGGUUUUUGGAGGUCUCUUUCCUUACUUAUGGUCUUAUGAGACCAUCUAGAUGGUCUUUGAAGGUCUCUUUGCUUACCUAUGGUCUUAUGAGAUCAUCUAGGUCAGCGAUCCCCAAACUAAGGCCCAUGGGCCGGAUGCAGUCCCCCAGGGUCAUUGACCCUGGCCUCUAUCCUAAACUUUAGACUUAGGGUUGACCUAAGUCUGAAAUGACUUGAAGGCACACAACAACAACAAUCCUAAUUUUGGACCAUUUCAUAGUCCGGCCCCCUAACAGUCUGAAGGACCAAGAACCGGCCCUCCACUUAAAAAGUUUGAGGACCCCUGCUUUAAGGGAUCAUUCAAAGGGUUCCGAAAAAGGGACUUUGCUUGGGAUGUGCUAACUUGAUCCAAUGAUACCUCUCGCAUUCAUUGAUCAUGGAGCGUAAUCUACAUUGUUGACGUCCAACUGUGAAACAGGUCCUCUCGCCAAUGUAUCGCCCUUUCGCAUCCCAGUCAGAUUGGCCCUGAUCAGAUAGGGAAAAGGCUUCAUCCACGGCUAAACGCUUUUGCCGUUUGUAAAGGCUCCAGCUUCAGAAAGCCGUGAAAACAAGAGAAUGAUCUGGCUUUAAGACCCGGGAGGAGCCACUGUUGUCAAAGCGAAAGGAGGGGGAAACCCUUUCCACCCCAAAGUUAAACCUCCAGCCAAUCCUCUUGGGUGCAUCAGGCACUUUACGCCAGUGGGUGUUGCUCCUUGCCUAGAAAACUCUCCAAGUUUUCGCAGUGACAACUUUAGCUGCCAUCCGCUCUUGAAAAAGGCAAAGACAGGAGAUCCAAGCAGCACAGAUCUCUCCAACAUCCCAAAUGCUUGUUCCCUGAUGUCCGCUUGCCAGCUUUGGCCUCAUCAAGGAGGCAUCUUUCUUCCCAUGCUGUCAGCUGGAUAGAUGAGGGAGUUCUACUUUUGUCUCCCUUGGGGCACCAGCUUCCUCUGCCCAGAGUGGACGAGAACCAAAUUGGGAAAGGCUUCAGAGUCCAACUUUUGAAGGCCAUCCCUACCAGUAGGUUCUGUCGUGAUGAGGCCCAAAGCCAAGGAAGCACAACAGCUGAACAUCAGUGUGGGACACUGGUUGGUUUUUUGCUCGUGGCUUUUAGCAAGCUGGUCUUUUCAACCCGCCAAGGCAGGAUGCGCCAACCGGGAGACCCACCGAUGCUGUCCGGGUCGGAAUAACGAUUGCUCCGACUUCUCCUGGAGGAAAACUCCUUGUUAUUGUGACACCUAUUGCGAGAAGACCGGGGACUGCUGCGAAGAUUAUCACGCCGUCUGUCAGGCAUCAGCUGUGGAUUGUGUGGUGGGGCCGUGGGGACCUUGGAGCGACUGCAGCUCUCUCUGUGGCACCGGGAGCAAAGACCGCAUGCGCCAGGUCACGGUGCCACCACGGAACAGAGGAACCCCGUGCCCGGACCUGAAACAGAGGCGAGGCUGCCUGGGAGACAACCCGGCUUGUGAGACGGCUAAAGAAGUGUCUAAGAUCCUGCCCGAUUCUUUUAAGAGGGACUUUAAGGAUCCCUGGAGAAGACCUCACAUGCUCACGAAGCACAAGAUGCCAAGCUACUGCAUCUACUUCCGCCUGAAGCAGGCCAGCCUUGCCUGCCACCUGCAUCUGUGGAGCAGCCAGCUGGUGAGGGAACGGCGGGUUUGUGUGGAGUGCCAAGGCGGAGCUGUGGGCAGCAAGAAGCGGUGCCAAGGGGACGGCCUACAGGGAUCCAGGACAUUCUGGACCGCCGCCUCCAUUGCCGGCUGUCAAGGAUCCUGGGUUCAAGAGUCCCUACAGGACAACUGUGUGUGUCCGCAACUUUCCUUUAUCUUUGUAUGACGCUGCGGCGAGUGGGACAAAGGCACAGAGAGGGAGACACGAAGGAAAUUUUAAAAAUUCCAAAUGGAAAACUGACACCGCUUUAUCUUCCUCGGCUUCCGUAUCAAUCCAUGCUCCGUACCCCUUGUCCCGUGCGUUUUUUUAAUGGCUAUGUUGCUCCAUCAUUACGGCUACAAUAGGACUUUCUUUUUCAGCAAAGACACCUUGAAAGACUUUGGUACAAAAGAGCCAACAGCAGCUUCCCUUUUUUUUGCAGAGCUUGGAAGUGAAUUACCGUACAUCACACCUCUUGUUAUGAGUUACUUUUGUUUUUGGAAUACCGGCAUAGCGAAAUUACGGCGGGACAAACAGUGGACUCGGGUUACUUCUACAGUGUAAGGUAAAGGUUUUCCCCUUGACAUUAAGUCUAGUCGUGUCCGACUCUGGGGGUUGGUACACAUCACAAUUUCUAAGCUGAAGAGCUGGCGUUGUGGAAAUCAAGAUCAACUACAUCCAUGACAUUCCUGUAAUCUACCAAUUUUGUAACUUCGUUGUAAAAAAUAAUAAUCUGGCAAUGCUUGAUUUCCAGAAA